Messenger RNA from Geodia barretti, 474 nucleotides. The record is from the annotation of a GenBank genome assembly. NCBI's taxonomy places the organism in Eukaryota, Metazoa, Porifera, Demospongiae, Tetractinellida, Geodiidae.
CUGACCACAUGGUGUAGUCCGGACACCUCUCAAACUGAAACUGUCCCGCCGAGGCCAGCAGCUCCUGACAGGGCUUGCUCACACGUAUCUGGAGUGCCAGCCCUGUCAGGCAAAGGUUACGAGUGUGACUCAGAGAGAGUCCAAACAGUUUGUAGUGAGGUAUUUGAGAACCGUCGCUCCCUCCUGAAGUCUGGAGACCGAUGACCCCGGCAGAGCAGGGACCAGCGUGGAGAGCUAUCCUCAGCUGAAGCUGUCGGUUCUCCUCCGAGUUGGGGAUAUCGAUCUGCGUCGAGUUGCUCAUAAGCUGGAGAGCCGCAGUGGCGAGUAUGCUGGCAAAGUAUUGCGGGGACCUCUGAGAGUCUAGGUCUGGUACCGAGCCAUAGGAGCUGUCAGUCAUGGACAGUUGUGACUCUGCUCCACUGCGAGGUCGCUCUGGGCCAGUCUCCACUAGACCGCAGGCUGCCACACAUCCAC